AUGAAUCUGGGACGCCAUGAUGUAUAUAACAUCCACAACUUCCUCCAUUGGCUAGCUAGACUCUGGACCCGACUAAGACAGACGGUUAAGAUCAAUCUACAUAUUCAGCCAUUCUCUUUGAUCGGGCUUGUAAUCUUUGGAGGAUUUAUAGUUUGUAUAGUGGUAAGUUGUAUAUCAAAUAUGGUAACGCGGUUAUAAAAAGAAUUUAAAUAUGAUGACUAAGAAACCUACCGUACCCUCCCACCAAUAUGUUUAUUAUUUACUCGUUGUUGGAAGAAGACGGACAAGCAAAAAAGAAAGAGUAUCAUCCCGGACGAGUAUCAUACUCUCUUGGGAUUAUUUCAUGACAUUCGAAGAGAGAAAGGCCUCCCUUUACUUUUUCGGACGUUCCUUUACGGGUUAUUGGGGGGAAAAGUCUUUUAUUUGGGGCGAGAAUAUUCCCCAUGCAUUGUUUCCAGACAUGCAUGCCCUUGAUAUGUUGUUGUAAUCGGAAGACCCGGAAGAACAGCAAACGAUUAACAACCAGUCGCGUAAGUGCUACAGCCAGUACACGCCAAUCCAGCGUAGUUGAAUCUAUUUCCUGACCACGAUUUAUUAUGCGCGUUUCGUCGCAAAUAGAAUUUUGGAGAAAAAACGGCUGCUUUUUCAUACCUAGCCGGAACAAAAUCAUGCUUUCUGGGUACAAAAUAACGUUUUAAACUUUCCUUGAUUUUUUGAGACUAAUUUCGAUCUUCAAAAAUUCUUCCGAAAGAAUUUUCAUAUCUAACGAACAGGGGAAGUACCCCAAGUGCGACGUUCAAAUUUGGAUGAAACUGGCACAAUUUAGAAUAAACUUUUCUAAAAUAUAUGCGAGGAUCCUAGCUCGCGCUUUGCAGAAAUAACUUUUUUUGGCACGAAAAGUGUCAUGCCAAUUUCUACCAUACAGGGUCAUUAUCCGGUCAUCAAUUUUUUCCGCACGAAACUAGAGAAGUUAUGGCCAAAAGUGUUUUUCUCUCUGGCCGCUCUCCACGUUUAGCGUACUCUCUCGGCGGCAAAGAUAUCUCGGCGGAGCUUGGAAAGCGCGAACAAAAAAUUUCAGAAAUUAAUAUUUGGUCUAUGCCCGCAAAAUUUAAAUAAAAUCUGAACGUCGCACUUGGGGUACUUCCCUUGUAAGUAAAACAUUUUAGUCCACUGAUAUUGUGUGGACGAAAUGUCUAACGGCGCUGGAUUGACGUGCGAUUGAUUUGUAGAGUAAGCAGGCUGUCAAUCGUACAAGAGAAGAAGAAAUACAAACGCCAUUGGUCAACACAUGUCCGGAUGAGAAUAAAGAGGUAAGAUUUCAACACUGAAGUUGUUGGGGGGAGUUUUAAAAAACAAACCGAAAUUUCUUUGUCGAUAAUCGUAUUACGUCGCACGGCCUAGAUUCUAAUGCUUUCCGCAGCAAUUCCAAGUCAAUAAAGAUUUAAUUUCAGCCCCAGCAACUCGAACAGCACCUUUCACGUGAGCUCUUUCUUCGAAAACAUAAUAUUCGACCAGCAGAUGAGAGUCCGCCACCUCCCAGGAGAUCCACAGGAGGCCGCACUCUGAUCGUUCCCUUAAAUGGAUCCAGUUAUAGAUUGAGUAGGUUAUAAUAAUAUUAUCGUCUGAUUGUUAAGUCGGCGUCAAAACAAAACUUGCAGAUCGUUCUCAGGGAACUCCCUUGUUAGGAACCCCGGAUAGUAGAGUUACGUCAUUCGAGGCUGGAACAACUAAAAGUUGCGCAACAAUUCCAGAGGACGAUGAAUUAGAAUUAGACGAAGAUAUAUAUGUAUAUAACAAUAACCGAAACAGCAAUCCCCCCGAAUGUGACCUCAUCUCCAUUGACAGGGUAGGGUCUCUAAAAAUCGUUUAAUUUUAAUUUUACAUGUGUAAAGCCAAUAUUUACAGACGUAUGUUUCUACACGCGACAGUCGUUCCCUUGUGAAUAGAACCCGCAAUUACUCAGUGCUAGCCGAUCCACUACCUCAACCUUUAUAUAAAGUAAGGAACUGGAGACAUUAAGUGUAUCUUUUAGCUAAACCCUCCUCCAUAUACACCUCCAGAGCCCCCUCCUCCUCCGGACACCGCACAUUCUACUCCUGCCAGAAGGUCUAACAUAACAAGUCACCAUAUUACAACAACAUUAGGUCAAUCGAAUCUCUCAAGGUGAGUGUAAACAUGUUCCAACCGACAUUUGUAGUCCGGAUGCAUCAAGUUUGGGAUUCGGAUCAAUCAUGGAAACAACGGGAUCAGGAAGUUAUGCAAUUACAAUGGAAAGCGAAGAUAGAGCCAGAAUAUAUUACGAGAAAGGAGAGAAGAACUACAUCACCGAACUGGACGAGAGCUCAGCCGAUACCAACUUCCGAAACGCAGUUUUGCAUCGGUAAGUGAGGGAUAGAGCAGCAUUUGUGUUGAUAUAAACAUUUGAUUUAACUUUUGCAGGAUCGAAGAAGAGGAGUCCAACUUCGAGGAUCCAUCGUCUAUCGGUCGUUUCCUGGGUUCGCCCUCAGGGUCUGGCCUGUCGAAUAAAUAUAAUCAGACCAAUCUGAUGGGGUCUUUUCAUCGAAUUCCUCGUUCCAUUUCUCAACAAUUAGAACUUAUGAAUGGAACCCGGUUAAACAGCUAA
This is a messenger RNA of Bursaphelenchus xylophilus (pine wood nematode), 2623 nucleotides long. The record is from the annotation of a GenBank genome assembly. NCBI's taxonomy places the organism in Eukaryota, Metazoa, Nematoda, Chromadorea, Rhabditida, Aphelenchoididae.